This is a messenger RNA of Fopius arisanus, 5965 nucleotides long. RefSeq lists its product as uncharacterized. Gene Ontology annotation, cellular component: nucleus. NCBI's taxonomy places the organism in Eukaryota, Metazoa, Arthropoda, Insecta, Hymenoptera, Braconidae. Bases 488 to 5311 code for a protein of 1607 amino acids. Gene Ontology annotation, molecular function: RNA polymerase II cis-regulatory region sequence-specific DNA binding; zinc ion binding; DNA-binding transcription activator activity, RNA polymerase II-specific. Gene Ontology annotation, biological process: regulation of transcription by RNA polymerase II. The transcript is spliced from 6 exons. The record is from RefSeq and is a predicted model, not a curated record.
UGCUCCAAACGCCCGUACACAAUCACCACCGCACGUUUAUCCACAAGUGUCUCCCCUCAAAAAAAUCGAGUGACAAACACCCCAAUCCACCCCCAAAAUCCCGGAGCCACCCCUCAGCAUCCCCAUCACCAAGUACAACCCCCCGAAACGAUAAAAAACAUCAGAACGAGUGAAAAAACCCGAGGAAAUUCUGAAAUCAGAACAAAGCGUCGGCCAUUCCCCAAGCGUUCCCUCUACCCUGAAAAUAUCAACUAUUUUCCUCAUUUUAUCGUGGAAAAUCACCAGUGGAACUCCAGGCGUUGCUCCAGUAGAAUAAAAUAAUCAGUGAACAGGUGUUCGGGGAGCGGUGAACCCCGCGAUAUUAUGAAGUGGAAAAAAUGAUCGAUCUCGGGGUUAAAACUUGUCUUUGAGGUUGGAACGGGCUGGUAUCAACAGGAGGGGGCGGGGAGUAGUUAUAACACAUUUAUAACACAAAACUCCAGGCAAAAUGGACGAGAAUGUUGGUGGUGAAGCUCAGGUUUGCCGUUUGUGUGGCCAAUUUGAGAGUAUUUACAUCGAUGUUUUUGGUGAUGAGGGAACGAGGCGACUCCUCGGCCUCAAAAUACAUUCGAGGAUCAACAUUUUGAUAGAUGAGACGGAUCCUCUUCCAAAGACGAUCUGCGUUCAAUGUCUGGGAAAACUCGAAUUUGUGUGUGACUUUCAAGAGGAGUGUCUACGUACUCAACGACUGUUGCGCGAUCGUUAUCAUCUACCACCUUUGCCAGACCUCGACUCCACUCUCUUUCCCGUGGAAAUAAAACCGGAGGAUCCGCCACCGACGCCGGACUCCCCGUCCACCUCCACGAACAACAACAGCACUGAAAAAAAUCUCAACGCGACAGCGGACAUCGAGAAUGUCGAUCCCUCACCGGAUAGUAACACAACAGCUCCAGUCGAGGAGCCGCGUCCAAAACGGAACCUCCGUCCACCUCAGAACCGGUCAAAAUCCCCGGAGAAGUCACCAAAUGACUCGACAAUCGCGCCCGCCUCCACCCGCCGAUGGCUGCGGAGCCGAAACACAACGGAAACAUCAAAAAAUGAAAAAUCAAAGCCGAAGCGCUCGUCGACAAAACCGCGGGUUCCGCGGACGUCAGUCUCCCGAGUCACGCGAUUACGAUCCCAAAAUUCCCAGAAGACGCGAUCGAGCGUGAGCCCGACCCCGGGUAAAUCACCACCGGUCGAGUCAUCCUCCGAGCAAAAGCAGACGAUUCAAAUUCCGACUUCAGCCCUGAACAAGGUCCUCACCGCAGUCUCAGGCUCGUCGGACGUCGAAGUGUGCGUGAAGGAGUCAAAAGGUCGAAACGGUGAUAUCGAGGACAUCAGCUUUACCCUCGAGAUGCGAAAGAAACUCGAGGAGACGGAGAACGUCGUGACAGUUCUCGCUAAAGUAUUUCCAGAUCAGGGCUCAUGCCUGGUGGACUCGGAGAUCGUUGAUCUCCUCGGUGAUAACGGCAAUGCCGAGAUCAACAAGAUCAUGACAUCGGUAUCCAAAUCAAAAACAUCGAGAGACAAGGAUAAGGACGGCAGGCUAAAGCUCCAGGAGCUCGAGAAGAGGCUCUCCUCGAUGUCGGAUGGUGCGGACGGUGGUGGCAGUGAGUCCCGCAAUCCAGAGGAUCUAUUCCGAAUGGAUGGCGAGGAGAUUCGGGUCGACGAUAACGUCGUCAGUGGUACAUUGGACGGACAGCACGGCUACACCUGCAAAUUAUGCAAGAAAUUCUACGAGCGACGAGACAAGUGCAUGGUACACGUAAAAACACAUCUAGGUAUCAAGCAAUACGCGUGCACCUUGUGCACCGCAAAAUUUGUCUGCAAGAGCGAUGUGAUGAAGCACAUCCGCUGCUCGCACACCAAUCCAAGACCGAUGCAGUGCCCGAAGUGUCCAAAAAGGUUUCGCUCCAAGUUCGACCUGACGGAGCACGAUAACGUCCACAAGGGCAUCAGACCGUACAAAUGCAAUGACUGCGGACAGAGCUAUCAUCAUAAAGUGUCACUGCAGAUGCACAUCAAGUCGCACCUACCGCCUCAAAAUCUAGCGUGUGAAUACUGCGGAAAGGUUUUUCCUUUUAGGACUAGAUUGCUCAGUCACAUUGGCAGUGUUCAUCUUAAAAAUCGACGCAACUUUCGAUGCAGAUUCUGUUACAAUCUUUACUCGAGUCUUGCUGUUCUCAAUGAGCACAUCAAGACACGUCACUCUACCACGUACACCUGCGAUAUCUGUGGGAAGACAUUCAAAGUUGCCAGCAAGUACAAAGCGCAUGUUCUUCAGCACUCCAAUCCAAAGCCCUUUGUAUGUAAUAUUUGUAAUAAUAAGUACGCGUCUAAGGCAUUUUUGAAUGAACACCUGUUGAAGCACGAGGGACUGCGAAAACACGUGUGCCAAAAAUGUGGAGCUAGUUUUGCUCAGGCGAGUCAUCUUGCUGCUCAUAGGCAUGUUCAUGGGGAGAAGACUCAUGCGUGUCCGGAGUGUGGGAGAAAAUUCAAUAGGAGGGAUAACAUGAAGGUGCAUAGGAAGAGGCAUUUCGCGGAGACUGGGAGAAUUGUCAGUGGACAGAAGAGUAAGGACGACGAGGGGCUCGAGGAGGGGGAUAAGGAUGUCAAUGAGAAGGUCUGGGGAAUCACCUGGGGGUGUGGGAAAUUCUUCGGCCUUGAGGCAGGUGAUCUUGUCGAGGAUUUGUUUACUUCAGGGUUGGUGAUAAUCGUAUUGCUCCAGAGGAUGAUUAAAGAGGAUGACCAGCUGCCGAAGAUCGUCUGCAUCAGGUGCGUGGGAACGUUGGAGUUCCUCUGUGAUUUCGUAGACCAGUGCCAGGAGACGCAGGAGAAACUCAAAGAGAAGGAUGACGCCAACACCCCAGCCCCACCCCCAGAUACCAACGACUUCAACAAGGAAAACAUCAGGUCUUCGAGACACAAGUCCCUUUCGCCCCCAUCCUCUCGGAGACCUAGAGCACCUGCGGAUUUCCCUUCCCAAGAUCUGGAGAAUGUUACCCCAUCAUCCGGAGCAUCUCCAGACAUUUCUGAGAAUAUUCUCUCGGAGAUUCUACAUACGAGAAACAAAAGGGCUCAUUCUCGGAAGCAAUAUCCAAAGAUACGGAAUAUCACUAGCUUGAGGGAAGCUCUGAAGACAACCGGUCCGACGUCCCUGAAGAGACCCUCCGCCAAAUCUGUGUCGAAUCCUGAGGAGAAGAUAAAAAAAAUUGAAAGUGUGAUUGACAGGACGAUUUCUGGUGUGACUCCUCGGUCCAGGACCCCGAAGAUUCGUUUUUCACUUCAGAAAUUUAUCCAUGACCCUGAGGAAUCAUCUUCAGUUCUUGAACCUCCGGAGACAAUAAAAAUUCCAAAGAAACUCGAGAAAAGCGAUACUAAACUGGAUUCACCACCCGAUCCAUCUCCUCGGGAAGCUGUCGAAGAAGUUUCUGAACAACCGAUCGAACAACCGCUCAAAGAAAGUGCGAUGUCGCCGCCAUUAGGAGCUCUCACCGCUCAAGAAUCAAAUGGACCAUCAGAAAUCUCGAAAUCAUCUCCGGGAGCUGAAGAAAAAUUUUCAGAAGUCGGCCCUGAAGACCAAAAAUUCCAUGAGAGCACACGGAAGUCGCAGAAAUCUACGGAAUUAUUAAUCGCUGAAGACGAGGGUUUGAGCAAGAAAUCUCCGCAAUUUAACGACUCGAAGACUAAAAAGUCAAAGACAGCAUCACCGAGGGUGUCCAGAUCGCCGUCUGAACCUCAUCUCCAGAGCGAUGCAUCCGACCCUCCAUCCCGCACCCGGACUCCCCCAGAAGAUAUCCUGAAGAAAAACACACGUUCCUUGUCAUCGCCACCUCCGUCUUCCGGUCAAAAGACUCGUAACUCACAAUCCUCGAAUGCUUCAGAGUCAUUGAAACCCCGGCGUCGUCGAAGGUCAUCCUCGGAGUCAUCCUCGUGCUCGUCAGUGCCGACCUCGACCUCCUCCACCUCGAAACGCCGUAAAUCAGGUGCCAUUUACGGUACCGUUUCUCAACUGAUCUCCUCCGAGGAGAAGGAAACGAUCGAAAAAUUCUACACCAUUGACAUGUCCGUCGUGGACGAGUCCGUCGUCGAAAAGAAUUUGACGUACCUCGACAAGAAGCGAACCAUGUGCCUCAUCUGCAGUGCGCUCUACCCCAGAAUUGAUAAAUGCAAAGUGCACAUUUGGGGUCACCUUGAGAUGAAGCCGUACAAGUGCACAGCAUGCGAUUUCUCGACACUCACAGUCACCAACAUUAGGUGUCACAUAAGGAAGAGUCACCUGAAGAUCAAGCCCUUCGAGUGCAACUUCUGCAAGAAACGAUAUGUUACAGCAAUUCUCCUCGAGGAGCACCUGAACACUCACAGUGGACUGAGGCCCUUCAAAUGCACCGUCUGCCCCUUCUCGAGUGCCUCGAGACAAGUUCUGAGCUAUCACAUGACCACUCACAAACCAGUCAAGGACGUCACCUGUGACAUAUGCGGCAAAGAAUUUUUUUCGAGAGGUCGUAUGCGCGCACACAUGAUCACUCACAACAAAAAUCGUGAGCUCAUGUGCAAGUUCUGCUCCCACCACUUCAGCUCAGCUGAGGCACUCCAGAAACAUCUAGAUAAUCUUCACUCGAGUGAUUACGUGUGCGAUAUAUGUGGUAAGUCCACCAAGAGUCGGAAAGCUCUUCAUAAUCAUCAGAAUGUUCAUUCCGAGGCGAAGUUCAAGUGCAACUUGUGCCCAAAUGUUUAUAAGAGUGGUCACAUACUCAAGGAGCAUUUGCUCAAACACGAGGGCAUACGCAAGUACAAGUGCGAGGUGUGUGAUAAGGCUUUUGCACAGCAGAGCCAUCUUGCCGCUCAUAUGGCUGUUCACAGUGAGAAGAGAUUCAAGUGUCCUGGGUGUCAGAGGGCCUUCAAUAGACAUGACAACAUGAAGAUUCAUACAAAACGGUGUAGCAUGUUCAAGGCCAAUCCUCAGCUUCAGGACAUGCUGCAUAUGAGGGUUAAAGGGCCCAAGGUCGCUCGGCUCGACGAGGCGGAGGGGAUGAGUCAUGUGAUUGGUAAGGGGGAGGAGAUAACUCAUACCAUUGGCAAUGGGGAGGGGAUGAUUCAGACGAAUGGCAGCGACGAGGGGAGGGAGGAGGUUCAUGAAGUCGAUCAGGUCGAUCAGGUCAUCAGGAAGGGCACCUUCAGCAUCGGACAGGUUGUCGUCAUUCCGUUCACCGGGGGAACCGUUGAGGAGUGCAGGGUUAAGGAGGCCGUGGCUGUUACGGAGAAUGUCAUUGGUCUCGAAUGCUUUUGAAAGGGAAAAAAUCAAAAAUGGUUGAGUUUCGACGGAAUUUUGAGGUUUUGAGAAUUUUUGACGUUAAGAAUGAUUUUUUUUUUUACUGUUUUGAGAGAUAAAAAAUCAUGGUCAGUAUUUUUUUUUAGAGAAAAUUUUUUCAUCCAGAUUCCGAUUCUUUUGAUCGGAGUGAUUUUUGUGACACUCAGGGAAUGAUGAAAAACCUGUUUUCAGGGUUGAUAUUUUUUUAAGAUUAUGUUAGGGCCAGGAUGAAGUGUAGGAGUAUUUUUGUAGGAUUAUGAAUUUUUGGAUAAUGCCAGAAUUGGUUUUUGGAGAAAUUUUUAAUGAGAACGUGAAUUAUCAAUGCAACAUUCGUCUGAUUUAUUAAUGAGCGCUAGAUUUUUUAAUAUAAUAUUAGAAUAUUUUUAAUAUUGAGAUGUGAUUGGGGAUUUCUGAUCUGAAAAUAGUUGAUAAGAUAAAAUUGAAACCAAGGGAUCAUCUUCCAGCAGUGCCUUAAUUCGAAUGAAUUAUUUUAAUAUCGUAAUUUUUUUAUAGAGUUAAGAAUCGAUAGGUAAUUAUUAAUUAAUCCAUGAUAUUGUGGAGUUGAGGGUCUCCUCAAGACUGAAACGCACAUAUUCCUAAUUAUUGACGCAAGUUCCUAUUUAAUUAAUUAUU